This is a messenger RNA of Prorocentrum cordatum, 315 nucleotides long. Lineage: Eukaryota; Dinophyceae; Prorocentrales; Prorocentraceae. The record is from the annotation of a GenBank genome assembly.
GUGCUGCUGGAGGCGAUGCUGGAGGCAGGCGUCGCCGCGCGGAGGCUCAAGCUGCACCACAACCGCCUCAGCAGCAGCCAGGGGGUGGCGGAAUUCUUGAAGAAUUGCCGCGGCACCCUGCACGAGCUGCACCUUUCGCACAACGACCUGGACACUGCCGCCGCCGCGCAGAUCGUUUUGGCGGCGGCCGCGGCCCGGGACGAGCAGGGGCGGCUGUGCUACCCCCGCUCGGAGGGCGGCGGGCGCGGGGCCGCCCCGCUCUGGCUGCGGCUGGAGCAGAACUUCAUCAACCACGCGCAGCUGCUGCAGAGCGUG